This is a messenger RNA of Durusdinium trenchii, 789 nucleotides long. The record is from the annotation of a GenBank genome assembly. Lineage: Eukaryota; Dinophyceae; Suessiales; Symbiodiniaceae.
AUGUUGACCAAGUUGCGGAAGAAAGCCUUGUCAGCAUGCCAAGGCGCAAAGCUUCUGACAGCCAUUUUUGUCCAUAGCACCUGGACCUGCCUGUCCUUCUUGCUGGCCCUGCUCCGGUCAGCCUUUGGCGCUACGGAGCAAUGCAGUGGCGUGGAAUUUCUGGAAGGAUGGGUGUCCCAUGCGCGGACGCAUGAAGCAUCCCAUGCCUUCCGUUACGACGUACGAAUGGCCCUGGUCGAUUUGGACCAUCCGCCCCACUGGUGGGCCUUGGAACCCAUUCAGCGUCUCACGGCAGAGGAGCGUUGGCCGUGGAACCAUCAUGUGUUCUUUGUCUUUGACCUCAAGGGCGAUGAGCGGCCCAAGCCUCUGCACGUCUCCCCGCUGAUGGACAUCAAGCAUCGCUGGCUUUUUCGGGCACAUUUGCAGCUCCAGCCUAGCAGCUUCUUACGAGCUCGAGCGGAGCAUGCAGGCUCCUUGCAGAUGCUGUGGCGCUACGGUUUUCAACCUCAACGCACUGCUUUGCGGAUUUAUUGGAAUGCCGUGAAGCUUCUUCGUUUCUUGGAACAAAGAAAAGAGCUGAGAGGUUGUUUGAACUGCUGGGUGUUUGAGUAUGCUUUGGAGGAUGGCUUCAACAACCUGCCUUGUUCGGGUUUGCUCCCAGAAGGAUCAGCAGAUAUGCGGCAGAAAUAUUCAGAUUUCACUGAAUUGAACACCGGCAAAGCCUUUGAGUGGCAAUUGUCGAAUGUGACUAUCCCGAAGGUUGGAAAAGUGUGUCAUCCCGAAGGUUAA